UCUCGUAGACACUUCUGGUGACCGGGCACCAAGCGAGCAAUGGCUAGGUGUAUAUCAUAAACCUGUCCGGCGUCUCCUGCCCUCAGUAUCUACAUAGACCCCUUGGAAGAUGGUUCCCGGCAACCACCGGCUGGGGGUGCGCCUGUAAACCUUUCCUUCCUCCUCUGCCGGGAAAACUCUCUUCCACUUCCGCUCGCCGGUCCGUCGGCCCCGCCUCGCCUCCCCCCUGCUGGGUCCUAGCGCCUGCCCCUCCCUGGCAGUAUCCCGGGCUCCGUCGAUGCAAGGAGCUAACGCCGACGCCGCGGAGCCAGCCCGAGUCUGUUCAGAGAAGCCCCGCCCACCGAGGCCAUGGAAGUGGAGCCUGCAGAGGCCCAAUCCCCAGCCCCUGGCUACAAGCGUUCAGGCCGCCGCUACAAGUGCCUGUCAUGUACCAAGACGUUUCCAAACGCGCCCAGGGCAGCGCGCCACGCUGCCACACAUGGGCCUGCAGACUGCGCAGAGGAGGUGGCCGAGGCGAAGCCCAAACCGGAGACAGAACCCCAGGCGGAGGAGGCCGGCGGGGACAGGGUGCCCGGAGCGGCAGCUAAGCCUCGGCCCUACGCGUGCCCGCUGUGCCCCAAGGCUUACAAGACGGCUCCCGAGCUGCGCAGCCACGGGCGCAGCCACACGGGCGAGAAGCCCUUCCCGUGUCCGGAGUGCGGCCGGCGCUUCAUGCAGCCUGUGUGCUUGCGCGUGCACCUGGCCUCGCACGCCGGCGAGCUGCCCUUCCGCUGCGCGCACUGCCCCAAGGCUUAUGGUGCGCUCUCCAAGCUCAAGAUCCACCAGCGCGGCCACACGGGCGAGCGGCCCUACGCCUGUGCCGACUGCGGCAAGAGCUUCGCUGACCCGUCAGUGUUCCGCAAGCACCGGCGCACGCACGCCGGCCUGCGCCCUUACGGCUGCGAGCGCUGCGGCAAGGCCUAUGCCGAGCUCAAGGACCUUCGCAACCAUGAGCGGUCCCACACAGGUGAGCGCCCCUUCCUCUGCUCCGAGUGUGGGAAGAGCUUCUCCCGCUCGUCCUCGCUCACAUGCCACCAGCGCAUCCACGCGGCGCAGAAGCCCUAUCGCUGCCCGGCCUGCGGUAAGGGCUUCACACAGCUCAGCUCCUACCAGAGCCACGAGCGCACCCACUCUGGCGAGAAGCCCUUCCUGUGCCCGCGCUGCGGCCGCAUGUUCUCUGACCCCUCGAGCUUUCGCCGCCACCAGCGAGCGCACGAGGGCGUGAAGCCUUACCGCUGCGAGAAGUGCGGCAAGGACUUCCGGCAGCCCGCGGACCUGGCCAUGCACCGGCGGGUGCACACGGGCGACCGGCCGUUCAAGUGCCUGCAAUGCGACAAGACAUUCGUGGCGUCCUGGGACCUCAAGCGGCACGCGCUGGUGCAUUCGGGCCAGCGGCCCUUCCGCUGUGAGGAGUGUGGGCGCGCCUUCGCCGAGCGGGCCAGUCUAACCAAGCAUAGCCGGGUGCACUCCGGAGAGCGCCCCUUCCACUGUAACGCCUGCGGGAAGUCCUUCGUGGUGUCCUCAAGCCUGAGGAAGCAUGAGCGGACCCAUCGAAGUAGCGAGGCCGCAGGAGCUCCCCCACAACAGGAGCUGGUAGUAGGGCUGGCACUGCCAGUUGGUGUGGCAGGCGACGGCUCGGCGGCGCCGGCAGCAGGGACCGGGCUCGGAGAUCCUACAGCCGGGCUGCUAGGGCUGCCCCCAGAGUCAGGCGGGGUGAUGGCCAUGCAAUGGCAAGUGGUGGGCAUGAGAGUCGAGCAUGUGGAAUGCCAGGAGGCUGGCGUCGGGGAAGCCCCUGGUCCCUUGGGCGGGGGCAGCGAAUUAGGCGGGGAGGAAGUUGACGAGAAGCCACCGCAGUUUAUGUGUCGCGAGUGCAAGGAGUCCUUCUCCACGCCGACGUUGCUGCGGCGGCAUGAGCGCUCACACCCGGAGCUCCGACCCUUUCCUUGCACCCAGUGUGGCAAGAGCUUCUCAGACCGUGCAGGGCUGCGCAAGCACAGCCGCACCCACAGCUCUGUGCGCCCCUUCACCUGUCUCCACUGCCCCAAGGCUUUCUUGAGUGCCAGCGACCUGCGCAAACACGAGCGCACCCACCCCGUACCUGCUGGGACGCCCCCACCCCUUGAGCCUCUUGUGGCUUUGCUAGGAAUGCCUGAAGAGGGCCCAGCCUGAGGCUCGCGGCGUCCCCUCAGCCACACUCCCAGGAGCCCAACCCCCACAGGGUUUCUCCAGAACCUUCUUUUACCCCCACUCACUCUUUAGACUCCAGAUCUGCCCCUGGGCAGCCAGCUCACAGCAGCCGAGAGAGCUGGGGGCAGUGGGGGUUGGCCGCAGCAGUUGAGAGAGGGACUGUUCUUCCUGCCCAACACUCAUUAAAGCAUUUACUUUGA
This is a messenger RNA of Choloepus didactylus (southern two-toed sloth), 2426 nucleotides long. RefSeq names its product zinc finger protein 668 (gene ZNF668). Gene Ontology annotation, biological process: regulation of transcription by RNA polymerase II. Lineage: Eukaryota; Metazoa; Chordata; Mammalia; Pilosa; Megalonychidae. Bases 349 to 2208 code for a protein of 619 amino acids. The record is from RefSeq and is a predicted model, not a curated record. Gene Ontology annotation, molecular function: RNA polymerase II cis-regulatory region sequence-specific DNA binding; DNA-binding transcription factor activity. The transcript is spliced from 3 exons.